AUGACAACUCCACCACGUUUAUUUGCUCGUACAUAUGAAGUAAAUCAUGACUCUGAGCAACUAUCGUCAUCAAAAAAGCUUAUUAUUCUACUACUGGAUACAUCUUCGGAUGAUACGCAUUUACGUCGAGAACUCGAUCAUCUUUCUAACUAUCACUGUUUUCAAACAUAUACUACAAAUAACUGUUUAGAUUUAAUAAAUCAAGAUGAUAUCAAAGAUGGUUUAAUUUUGCUUAUUAUUUCACCUCGAUUUGUUGACUUUGUUUUCGAUACCUUGUUAAAAAUUGUGCCACAAUUGUCAUAUAUUUAUUUAUUUGAUAAAAUUCCAUACAACAAAUACCUAAUUCGUGAUCAACGCUUGCGUGGUAUAUUCAAUAAUGUUCAAUUAUUAACCGAGAAAAUACGUGAGGACAUUGCAAACUAUGAAGUUUCUACUCAUAAAAGCGAAGGCAUUCAAUAUAUACUUGAAGAUAGUGCAACAUUUUUUUGGUAUCGAUUCUUCUUUAAUAUUCUAGAUCAUUUAAAACAUUCCGAUGUCGCAAAGCAUGAAAUGAUUAGUCCGUUUCGUACUAUUUAUGAAAAUAAUAUAGAUAUAUGGAAAAAAGCUAAUGAUCUUGCGAAUACAUAUUACUCUGAUCAUAUUAUCCGUUGGUACACUAAAGAUAGCUUCUUUUAUCGUCACCUUAAUAGCGCAUUACGUAGUCAGGAUAUCAAUGAGAUAUUUUUAUGGCAAGCUUAUAUUAGUGAUCUUGACAGAAACCUUCGAGAACUAUGCUCAGAACAAAUGGAUUCUCAGUCAAGGUGUGUGUUUCGAGGUCAACGAUUGCAUAAAUACUAUUUACGUAUGUUGAAAACAAAUGUAGGUAAAUUAAUCACAAUGACUUCUUUUCUAUCUACAAGUUCGAAUCUCAAUAUUGCGAAGAUUUUUGCCGGAGAUGGUAAAGUUGAUUUCCCUUUUCAAUCAGUUGUCUACAAGAUAUUUAUUGAAUCAAACAAUAGUAAAAUAGUAUGUGCCGAUAUCUCAGAACUAAGCGUGUUCAAAGAAGAAGAAGAGCAAUUAUUCUCAAUACGAUCAAUGUUUCGUAUUGAACAAGUUGAAUAUUCUGGUAAUAUAUGUUAUAUUGAUUUAACAGCUGUAGAUGAAGAUGAUCAACAAUUUUGUACAGCAAUCAAUCCGUGGAAAACAACUAUUAGUGAACAAAGUUUUUUUUCUGGACGCCAUGAACCAUUAUUUACUCGAUUUUUAAUCGAUGAAAAUAGCUCUUUCUUAGCUUUUCAACUACUUACUGAUAUAAUGUUACGACUUCAUCAAACUGAAUUUGCGCGACAAGAAAUGAUUGAAAUGUGCCGAUUGAAAUGCGAAAAUAACUCAGCUGAUUUCGAGAAGAUCAAUGAAUUUGAAAGUUCCUAUCAACAUAGUGAUGCCUUAGAAUGGUAUACAACAAAUUCUUUUCUUUAUCGAAUUCUUCAUCAAGCACUUCGAAUGGAAGAUAUUGACACUAUUUUUAAACUACGUUAUUAUAUUUAUGAUUUACAUAAUCAAUUAGCUCAACUUCAUACAUCUUAUCUUUACUCUUUACCAUCGGAUCAACCAAUAUUAACACUAUAUCGUGGACAACGUAUGAAAAUUAUUGAGUUAUCAAGACUUCAGGAGAAUAUUCACAAAUUAAUAUCUAUGAAUAGCUUCUUAUCGACAACAAACGAUGUUAUAGCCGCUAUUUUUUUUGCUGGUGAUGGCUGUCUUAAUGAUCCAGACGAGGAAAUAUCAGUUCUUUAUCAAAUCACAAUUGAUACAAGUGUACCUCAUUCUAUUCCAUUCGCAAAAAUUCAGUAUAAAAGUAUAUUUGAAGAUGAAGAUGAAGUUUUAUUCUCCAUGGCUUCAGUUUUUCGAAUAGAUAAUGUUGAACAGUAUGGAGCAUUGUGGGCAGUUGAAUUAACAUUAAUCAACAAAGAAGAUGAAACAUGGAAUAUUCUUACAGCUCAUUUAAAUAGAUAA
Molecule: messenger RNA, 1995 nt
Organism: Adineta steineri
Lineage: Eukaryota; Metazoa; Rotifera; Eurotatoria; Adinetida; Adinetidae
Source: the annotation of a GenBank genome assembly